Serendipita indica DSM 11827 is the source of this 918-nucleotide messenger RNA. The record is from the annotation of a GenBank genome assembly. NCBI's taxonomy places the organism in Eukaryota, Fungi, Basidiomycota, Agaricomycetes, Sebacinales, Serendipitaceae.
AUGAUUGAGUCGCUCGUCACGGCGUUUCGCAUUGCGCUCGGCCUCACCCUGGUCAUGCUCGCAAAGACAAUCCAAUUUUUCAAGGGACAGUAUUGGGGGUUGUACGCCCAGGUGUGGGAUGUGCAAGUGCAUAUCAUGAACACCCUUUCGCCUGAGCGCGAUCCACGACGGGUUAUCCCUACCGGGAAGCCUGGUGCAGGUGGAGACUGGGAUAAGUAUGUUUACAUGCCCCGUCGAGUCCGACUCGAGGUCCCCAUGCCCGGCUCUCAAUACCCUGUGCAACCACGGAAUCUCAAGUUUACAGAACUUCAACCUAUUCUUGCAGAUGCCUAUAAUCUGUCGCCAAGCUUAACCUUUGGGUUGUUGAAUAUCAUCGCCAAGAUGUUCGAGAAAGAUUAUUUCCACGACUCUGUCGACUUGGAGCUCUUUGGUACUCACAAUGUCAUUGAACACGAUGCAUCCUUUGCUCGACAUGAUAACUACAUUCAACCUGACCAGAGUGUUCCCUCGGUAGAUCUGAUCAAGGCAUUCCUCUCAUCUGCAACUGGUGCCGCUGUCGUUGGUCAUCAGCGUGUCAGGAUCAUUACGCCCGCGGACAUUUCCGCUUUUCUUCGCCAACGCCAGGUCGAAUGCCAAAAAUUGAAUCCUCAGUACAGCCUCAAAUUUGUUCACAAAGCAUUCUCUUCCAACAAUAGCGCCAUCAUGUACGACACGUUUGGUGGAAGAGUCGAUGACCUCAGGACCUGGCUCACCGAGGAGCGUUUCCCUCAAGGAUGGCAACCGCGUUAUACAAAGCGCUACGGUUAUACGAUGAUGGCGUUAAACCUGCGGAGCAUCCAGAUUGCCCUCUGGGCUCAGCCACCACCAUUUGUGGUGCCUCCUCGUCGACCCGUUUCCAAUGGUCUCUACUCGACGUAA